AUGUCGUUUGUAAAUAUUUGUCGUGACAACACCGAUCCGUUCUACCGUUAUAAGAUGCCUGCGAUUCAAUCAAAGGUUGAAGGUAGAGGUAAUGGUAUUAAAACUGUCAUCGUCAACGUGGCAGAAGUUGCUAGAGCUUUGGGUAGAUCGCCAGAUUAUGUUAUUAAAUAUUUUGGUCACGAGUUAGGUGCUCAAACUAAUACGGAACGUUGUUUAAUUAAUGGUAGUCAUGAUGCAAGCGAAUUGCAAGAUUCGUUAGAUGGCUUCAUUAAUAAGUUCGUUUUAUGUGCAAGUUGUAAGAAUCCAGAAACUGAAAUUCAAAUUAAAGAAAAGGAUAGACUUCAAAGAGAUUGUAAGGCAUGUGGUCAUAUUUCUGUAAUUGAUCCAAGACAUAAGUUAUACACAUAUAUUUUGAAGAAUCCACCAGCAGGCAGUGGCAAAGGUGGUAAAGGUGGUAAGAAGUCUGCGACUGCAACCGCUAACGUUGUUGGUGGUGGUAAAUCUAUUUCUGAUAUUGCUUCAGGCCAAGCUGUGAAACAAUCGCAAGACGGUGAACAAAAUGAUGAUGAUGAUAUCUUAACUAAAAAAAUCAAUGCUGAAGCAGCUGCAUUAGCCAAUGAAGCCAUUGAAGUCGCUGAUGAUGACUGGGCUGUUGAUAUGUCGAAGGAAGCGAUUGAAGCAAGAGCUAGAGAGUUAGAGGGCUUGAGUUUGAACGAAGACCAAGAAAAAUUCAAUCAGUUUGGAGAAUGGUUAUUGGAUGAAUCUAAAGAUUCAAAAGACGACUUACCAAGUGAUAUUGAUAUUUAUAAGAAGAUUGUCGAAUUAGACAUCCUUGAAAACCCUGAAACUGUUCAAGUUUUAGCUCAAACGUUAUUCGAUGAUGAUAUAAUCGAACAGAUUGAAGAACAUUUAGGUUUGUUAGCUAAAUUAAUUGAUCAUGAUUCUGACUUCGAAAAGUCAUUUUUGGGUGGUUUGGAAAGAUACUUGGGAUUAGAGAACCAAGCUUUAAUUUCUGCUCUUCCAAAAAUUUUAGUCACUAUUUAUGAUAAAGACUUGAUUAGUGAAGAAGUUAUUACUUCGUGGGGUUCCAAGGUUUCCAAGAAAUAUGUUCCAAAAGAUGUUUCAAAGAAAGUUCGUAAAGCAGCUAAACCAUUCCUUAAAUGGCUUCAAGAAGCUGAUGAAGAAAGUGACGACGAAUAA
Debaryomyces hansenii CBS767 is the source of this 1200-nucleotide messenger RNA. It is a transcript of the gene TIF5, whose product is annotated as translation initiation factor eIF5. The record is from RefSeq and is a predicted model, not a curated record. Lineage: Eukaryota; Fungi; Ascomycota; Pichiomycetes; Serinales; Debaryomycetaceae. Bases 1 to 1200 code for a protein of 399 amino acids. Gene Ontology annotation, molecular function: eukaryotic initiation factor eIF2 binding; GDP-dissociation inhibitor activity; translation initiation factor activity. The transcript has a single exon. Gene Ontology annotation, biological process: formation of cytoplasmic translation initiation complex; formation of translation preinitiation complex; translational initiation. Gene Ontology annotation, cellular component: cytosol.